AUGAACCAUGAAGAAUACUUCAAGACAAAGCACCCGGUAUAUACAAACAUUUCAGCACAAUUUACGGGCAUAGGACACCUUGUGAUUGACGGUGGGGCCCUUAUAAGCAAUAUCAGCAAAAGGUAUGGGGUUGGAUAUGAAAGCCUCCCCCUCCACACAUACAUGCAUGGAACUAGGUUUAUGUUGUCGAACCUUCAGAAGGCAGGGUUCCACGACAUUAUGGUGUUUUUCCGAGCAGAGUAUGGGCACAGAAAGGUGAUUAGGGAAUAUCUUAUGAGGAGGUUUGAUUUCAUGGAUAUUUCCCAGGUCUAUGAGUACAUUGAGAAUGAAAGGGUUGCACUUGUUCUUGGGGGAAGCGAGGAAGAUGAGCUUAGAUUUCUAUAUGAAUGUCUCGGGAUCAGUCUUUACUGUGGGGUUCUUGACCAUAUGGAGUUCAGGGUUCCGAAUGUCUACGCAUUUGUGUACAGUCCACUUGAGCGCAGAGUGGAAAGGAAAGCUAUGGUCUUCCAUAGCGAGGAUAGUGAUUCCGAGGGGUGGGAGGGCAUAGACGAUGAGAUCAAGAAGAUCAAUCCUAUGAUGAGCCUGAAGGAGGUUGAUGAACUGUUCAAGUCCAGGACCAAAGCUUUUAGGCCUUGCAGCUUUUCUGUGCCUACAGAGCUGUGUAGGAAACUUAUUAAGAUGUUCAGAGACAGGACGUCUGGAGGAAUGAUAGACUUUGAUGGAAGGCUCCUUCUUCGUGAGGGAGAGUCCGAGUCUGAGGAGGAGCUUAUCGGCUAUGAUGAGAUUAUCAAAGACGGGCAUAAGGACAUUGAGAGCAAGAAUGUCGGGAUGGAGUUGGACUUACUAGUAAGCGGGAAGGAGAUAAGCCCGGGGUCUGCGGCUGCACACAUGAAAAACAUAAGGAAGUCUGCACAGUCGCUGUUUGAUGGGAAGCUACUGUACACGCCGAUUGUUAGGACGAAGGGGGGGAAGGCGCCGAAGAUGUCACAGAAGCAGAGGCAGAUUAUAGAAGAGAACGAAAGGAGGAUGAGAGAAGAGAAAAAGGCAAAGGAGACAGCAUGGCUCAAGAACUUUUUUGGAAAGUAUAAGGCGCUUGAUUACCAGGGAAAGAAGAAUCUCUUGGAAAGUGUCAAGCGCGAUGGAUCUGGGAUUUAUAGAAGAGUUCUCCUGCUCAAGAUCGAGUUCUAUGCGGACAUGUGGAACCUCAAGAAAAGAUCUGAGGACUGUGAUGAGAGUAUCAUUGUGCCGUGUUACCUGAGCUGCAUUGAAUACAUCCGUGAGUUUGGAAAGCUUGGGCUCGAAGAUCAGGCGCCAGAUGCGGAGCUUGAGUUCGUAUUUCAGAACCUGAUUGGGUGUGGGUUUGAGGCAACUGUUAGAGAGUUGGUUGAGAAGCAUGGGCUUGGGCACCUGAACCUUGAAUUCUUUACCGAUGACACAAGUGCACCCAGUGAAUUUGAUAUCUGCUUCCAACUUAAGCACACCGGAGAUAAGCUCCAAAGAAGUGUGAAUUCGAAGAAGGAUCCCCGUGUUCUGUUCAAGCCUGACGAGUGGCAAGUGCGACUUCUCGACCUUGUUGACAAGAACAAGAGUGCUGUGAUAUCUGCGCCGACAAGUGCUGGGAAGACGUUUAUAUGUUUCUAUGCAAUUGAAAAGAUCCUGAAGGAGAGCGACACCAACAUGGUGAUUUUUUGCCUUCCCACCAAGGCUCUUGUCAACCAAGUGUCUGCAGACAUAUACGCUAGGUUUACUGCAAAGGUGAAUUCCAAGACCUUUCUGCAGGGAAGUCUUAUGAAAGAGUUUUCGAUAGCUCCUUGGAACUGCCAGGUUCUGAUAGUGAUCCCAUCUCUUCUGGAGUCUGUGCUGAAUACACCUCCCAAGGGGUUUCUUGAAAGAGUCAAGUACAUAAUUAUCGACGAGGUCCAUAAGAUCAGCAGCGAAGAGAUGGGCAUUCCGAUAGAGAGGAUAAUCCACCUAUCUCCGUGUCCUAUGCUAGUCCUGAGUGCAACGCUUGGAAAUAUUGAAGGGUUCUAUGGAUGGAUGAAGAAGAUUGAGGAGGAGAAGGGAAGAGAGUGCGAACUUGUUUCCUAUGACGAGAGAUACUGUGAGCUGAAGCCCUAUGUCUAUUCUUGCGAGUUCAAGCCAAAGAUAGUGCCGAUAAACAAUCUGUUUGCAUACUCCUAUUCGCACAUAAAAAGGUUUGGGUUUGGAAAUGACAUGAGCUUUCUUCCCGAAGAGCUUCUCCAUUUGUAUGAUUCCAUAUGUGCGGUUCUUAGUAAAGACCAGGAGCAUCUGAUUGGCAGGAUAACGCCUGAGAAUUUCUUCAAGAGCAACAUAGUGACAAAGAAGGAAGUGAGGGAAUACGGAAAACAUCUUCUAGAGACGUUCCAAAAGAUGAUUGAAGGAGAUCUGCUAUCUGAGAAGCAAGUGAAGUAUGUCUACAAGCUACAGACAAAGGAGGCAAGAAAGGCCUUCGAAACUGUUGCUGACUAUAGUAACGAGUAUCUUCUUGAAAACAUCCUUGAUCUUCUCAUGGAGCUUAAGGAAAGAGACAUGUUCCCGUGCAUAGUCUUCAAUACGGACAGGGACUUUGCUAGCAAGCUUGCACUGAAGGUGUACCAGCAGUUGGAAUCCAUGGACAUGGAGAAGAAGAAGGACAAGUUCAUCGAGAAGAUGAAGAAAGAGGCGAAGAGAGCAAGAGAUGCUGAGAAGACGAAGGAGAGCUGGAUCGAGGAAUCCAUUGCAGCAGAAAAGAGUUUCCAGAUGAGAAGCGACAAGAAGAACAUCAAGUACACCUUCCUCGACCCCCUAACCAAGCUGACUGAUUACGAGCUUUCUGAAGAGACCAAGUUCAUAAAGAAUACCAGCUUUGAGUUUAUUGACAUGAUUUACCGUGGAAUAGGAGUACAUCAUGCACACAUGAAUAGAAAGUACAGGUCUCUUGUUGAGAUCCUAUUCAGGCAGAAGCAUCUGCAAGUUCUCUUUGCAACGGAAACCCUAGCUCUUGGAAUCAACAUGCCUUGCCGGACUGUUGUGUUUGCUGGAGACUCCCUCCAGCUAGACCCCAUGAAUUAUAAGCAGAUGGCGGGACGAGCUGGAAGAAGGGGGUUUGAUACUCUUGGGAAUGUUGUGUUCAUGGGAAUACCCAAGCAGAGGGUGCAGAACCUCAUGGUGUCUUUGCUUCCGAAUAUAAAGGGUGUCUACACCUACACAAACACAAGCUUUGUCGGGUUCGACUUGAAGGACUCACUCAUCAAGAAUCCCUUGAUUGAGAGCACUCUCUACAACGGCCAAGAAGAGCUUUCUAGGACGAUUGGAGGGCUUUCCAUAUCGGGAGACAAAUCUUCACCAUAUGACCUGAGUGACGUUUAUGGGCUCGAAGAAAGAAGGGCCGAGCUUGUAAACUAUCAGCUCAGUCUCCUCAAGCCAUACUUCUUGCCAAAGUCCUAUCUUUGUGACCUUGUGAUAGGAAACAGAGACUCUGAUCCCGGAAUCCUAUCGUUUGCUCUUCUUUUGGAGAGUGGGGCCCUUUCCUUGGAUCCUGAUGCCUUCAUGAUUACAUUGGCACACUUCUUUGAAACAAAGCCUCUCUUGUUCGAUAUGGGCUGUACACUCCCUCCCCUGGAGCCUGCUGUAUAUGAGUUCUGCCGGAAGAUUAAUAGCAUUUCGAAGAGCUCAGUGUCAAAGCUAUACCCGCCGAUUCUGAGAUCUCUACAGAAGAUGUCGUCUGCACCCUUGCAUACUAUCGAUUCCUUCCUAAGAGUGGAGAACCUAGACAAGAUAAAGAACUCAUACCUUCUGGACUUUUUCAGACAUGGGAGCUGGAAUAGAAUUGCCGAGGAAAACUGCAUUGGAACAGGAGAGCUUUUUAAGUCACUGAGCGCCAUCAAUAACGUUGUUUUGUCCCUUAUAAGACUUUACGACACAUACGGCCUCUGCAGCGACGACAGAUCGAAGAUUAUACGCUUCCACUCUAUGUUCGAGCCGAAGUUCAAGGCCAUGUUUGCCUAA
Molecule: messenger RNA, 4008 nt
Organism: Encephalitozoon hellem ATCC 50504
Lineage: Eukaryota; Fungi; Microsporidia; Unikaryonidae
Product: putative superfamily II RNA helicase
Exons: 1
Coding region: 1-4008 (1335 amino acids)
Cellular component (GO): cytoplasm
Molecular function (GO): ATP binding; nucleic acid binding
Source: RefSeq, a predicted model, not a curated record